UCUGUUCACGGUUGGACUAUAUAUUCCAAUUAACAUAUAAAACUACAAAAACUCUUUUUUAUUGAUUUUAAGGAUUCAUUAACGCUAAUGGAUUUCCGACAAGGAUUACAGAAAAUGGGUCAUCAUCUUGAAAAUUUAACUUUUAGUUCUGAUUUAAGUUCAAAAAACUGUACUCGUUUUAUACACUUUGCAUCUAUGUUUUGUCCAAAUUUAAAUAAAUUGCAAAUGGAUUCAUUAACUUUAGAUUACUACAUUUUUCAAAAAAUUUCUAUUAAUUUACAAAUCAUUCGUCAUUUGGAAUUACAAAAUUGUUCAAUUAAUGACGAUGCCAUAAAUAUUUUUUCUAAUAUAACAACUAUCGAAUAUUUGGAUCUUACAAAUAAUAAUGAAUUAUCUGGUACAUACACCAAUUUAAAAAUCUUAAAACAUUAAUAUUAAAUUCUUGCUCAAAUAUAGAACCACAAUUUUUUUCAAAAAUGUGUUCUAAAAUAACAAGCAUACGGGAGUUAAAUAUUCGUCAUUGUGACUAUUUAAAUACUUAUGCCUUUAAAUCAUUAGUCGAAAAUUUAAAUUAAUUGGAAAAUCUUACAAUAUGUUCGUGUUAUGAAACUAACGAACUUGAGAAAAUAGCUGAAUUAAAGAAUUUAAAACAU
This is a messenger RNA of Condylostylus longicornis, 653 nucleotides long. RefSeq lists its product as uncharacterized. The transcript has 2 exons. Lineage: Eukaryota; Metazoa; Arthropoda; Insecta; Diptera; Dolichopodidae. The record is from RefSeq and is a predicted model, not a curated record. The coding region runs from base 88 to 432 and encodes 114 amino acids.